ACAGUAACCAGACUUCCAAACUUACCACAACUGCCGUCACUGGUUGUCCAGGGAUGAACGACAUUGUCUCGGAGAAACCUGGGUUCUGAAUCUUGCUGCCGGAUUCGUACAGUUUACUAAUCGGAAAUGCUAGUUCUUCUAGGAGUAACAAACUUCCUUUGUUAACGCAUGAGUAACAUGAUGAUUCCUGACAUGUAGAAAGCUUAAUGAUGUCAUUCCGCCAUUCCAGAAGCAGUGGGUUAGAGUGUUUUGAGUGACGGCUUAACAUGGAUGGGUGGAGUUACCGAAAAUGCAGCGAAAGAACCUUGCGAACAUAGAAGAUCCGCCAGGCUACGCUACCGAAAAUCCAUCCAUUUCACAACAGACAGACUGAGCUGGGAGCUGCCUGCCAAGCUGGCCCUGGUGUUCAGAGAUAUGGCCCGGACCACGUCAGGGGUCAAAGGGCAUAGCACCCUCUACCGUAAACCUAUGGGAAAGUCUGAUUUCCUAAACUGGAUAGUUUAUCAUGGACCAGUUGGUGGCAAUAUUACUCGACAAUGAUUUCCACCGGCUCAGUAAAGCGCAUCGCGACAACAAUCUGGGCCCAUGGGCAGAGGUGGUACCACAGGUCCUAAAGUGGUGGGGCAACAUUUUUGACAUAUCGGGGGCCUUUCUUCAGGACCUGUCUAUAUUUAAAUGAACAAGUCAACUUCUGUGUCCUAUUUGUAUUCUUUGUUGAUUGACAAUGGAUAAUUGUAAACAUUCACAUACAUUUGAGUAACUUAGUAGACACUUACACACAAGGCAUGUUAAAAGUAUAGUUACAGUACAUGAUUGUACAGUACAUACUUAAUUUAUGGUUGAAUUUUUUUCUCUUUGGGUCAUGUGAUUCUACUAGGUCAUGUGAUUCUAAUUCUCGCUAGCUAAUAACGUCAUGUAAGUUAGCUUUCUAGUUAACAUGUAGUAGCUAAAAAUGCAUACUACUCUGCAUGAUUGCGAUUGGGACACGUUGAGGAUUUUGACAUAGUUACCUUGUUUCUUUCCAAUAAACGUGACGUUUUCGGUGACCAUCUGCACUGACUCGUUCUGUAACCCUCGUGCUGUCUUCGGGUCAUUGUGAUCCACAGCCAUGUUGUGACAACUUUAACUAAUAAAAAUAUAGUGAAACAUUUUCUUUAUCAUUUGCGCUGUCUCUGGGUCGUUGUUGCCCAGUGUGUCAUUUCUCAAACACACACUUUCAAAGACACACAUGGAGACAACAGGCCUAAACUGGUUGUCUGCCUAUGGUACAAACUUCAUAAACACAUCUUUAGACUUCAAUAUUACUGUAAUACUGUCUGACUCUCCAACAUGGGUUGGUAGAUUGUUCCAGAGAUCUUAGUGACAGCUUGCUUAUCAGAACCACAUUAAUGACGGCCGAUUAGCUGGAAGAGUUGUGGUAAGGUGUCACACAGGAAAUAGAAGAGAUAUAGUUUAUAGAAGCUGCUGUUCCUGCCCUCAGCCCACUCCCCAGUCAGAAGUCUUCUACAGCCCAGUGGAGACCCAGUCUGAGAGAGAGAUGGUUCCUGUCCUGAUGCUGGUGGUCAUGUUCUGGAGCACAGGUCUCCAGGAUGAACUCAUUGAUGAACCUCCAGGUUCUGAUGUGAGGCUGGAGGGAGGAGAUGGUCGCUGUGCUGGUGGAGUGGAGAUGAAACACCAGGAAGAGUGGAGGAGAGUGGGCAGUUGGUCUGACUGGGACCUGAGAGCUGCAGUUGUAGUGUGCAGACAGCUGGACUGUGGCUCUGCUGUUUCAACACGUUUCACUGUUGGUGAUGAUAAACAUGAUGCAUGGGAGUUUAGAUCUGCCUGUGUUGGGUCUGAGUCUGCACUGAGGGAGUGUGGAACAGUGGAGGAAAGGUAUUCCACUUCCUCUACCCUGGAGGUGAUCUGCUCAGAGUCUGUGAGGCUUGUGGACGGAGCUGGUCUGUGCUCUGGCAGAGUGGAGGUGAGGUCUGAUCAGUCGUGGGUCUCAGUGUGUGAAGCUGACUUUGACAGGCUGGAUGCAGAGGUGGUCUGUCAGGAGCUUGGCUGUGGGGCUCCUUCAGCCCUCCAGGGGGCGCUCUAUGGAGAAGGGAAAGGUCCACUCUGGGAUAAAGAGUUCCAGUGUGGAGGCACGGAGUCCCGUCUCCUGGACUGUGACACCUCAGACUCAGCUAGAAACACCUGCUCACCUGGUAAUGCUGUUGGACUCACCUGCUCAGGGCCAGAUGAUGUGAGGUUUGAGAGAGGAGAUGGUCGCUGUGUUGGCAGAGUGGAGCUGAAACACCAGGGAGAGUGGAAGAGAGUGGGCUGGGCGAUCAGCUGGGACCUGAGAGCUGCAGCUGUACUGUGCAGACAGCUGGACUGUGGCUCUGCUGUUUCAACAAUAUACACUGAUAAUAAACAUCCUACAUGGAGAUUUGUAUCUCACUGUGUUGGGUCUGAGUCUGCGCUGAUGGAGUGUAUAACAGUGGAUGGAGGGUACGAGACUUCCCGUACCCCAGAGGUGAUCUGCUCAGGUAAUACACACAUCAUGUUGUUCUAUUCAGCUGAUGAUGUUGACAGUCUCACGUGACAUUACAUUUAUGCAUUUAGCGGACGCUUUUAUCCAAAGCGACUUCAAAAAGAGAGUUUUACAAAAGU
Hypomesus transpacificus is the source of this 2640-nucleotide messenger RNA. Its product is annotated as scavenger receptor cysteine-rich type 1 protein M130-like. Lineage: Eukaryota; Metazoa; Chordata; Actinopteri; Osmeriformes; Osmeridae. The transcript has 6 exons. The coding region runs from base 1538 to 2572 and encodes 344 amino acids. The record is from RefSeq and is a predicted model, not a curated record. Gene Ontology annotation, cellular component: membrane.